Coccidioides immitis RS is the source of this 790-nucleotide messenger RNA. RefSeq lists its product as uncharacterized. NCBI's taxonomy places the organism in Eukaryota, Fungi, Ascomycota, Eurotiomycetes, Onygenales, Onygenaceae. Gene Ontology annotation, cellular component: mitochondrial matrix. Gene Ontology annotation, biological process: mitochondrial proton-transporting ATP synthase complex assembly. The record is from RefSeq and is a predicted model, not a curated record. Bases 78 to 428 code for a protein of 116 amino acids. The transcript has a single exon.
AAGCCAUUCAACAUCGACACGGUCCCAAUCUGCCUUUUUCUCGGGGACCCACACAUUAUACCCUCCGGGCAGUCACAAUGUCCUCCCAAAUCAGCAUCCAAACACGCUCCAUCUACCGCUCUAUUCUCCGCGAACUCCCCCAGCGCCCGCUCUCCUCCCCUUCGCCCCUCCAAAAACGAAUCCGGACAUACCUAGCGAACCCAGAGGGCCAAGCACCCGCAGACCUUGCACAGGCCCGUAUCGAGGAAGUGGAGCAAUUCAGCCAAUACCUAAGAGCCCAGAGGCAGUAUACAACUUUACUCGAACGGUAUAACCCUGGUGCAGAUGUGGAUGAGCAGGAACGCGUUCGGUUAACGGCGAGAAGAGUGGGAAUGGAUUUACCGGUGGGGUCUAAGGAUGCGAAUGCUGGUAAUGAAGGGAAGUCGUGAUUUCAGGAGCUAGUUCGUGCAUUUUGUUUGUCGACGGGAUGUAUUGUACAGGACAUACAUUCACACAUACGAUUACAGUCUCUUUUCCCUUUGGGCUUGACCGCGAUGGGAUGCUUCAGGACAGGGAGUUAUAGUCGUUGUGGGAUACUUCGUGCCCUAUUUUGACAGAAUGCGCUGCAGUACUGUUCAUGGGAGGUAUUCUUAGAACCGACUUGACCCUAUCCUCGACGGGGAAACUCGAUUGGUACACAUGAGGCAUCUAUCGAUUCUAAAGUUUGGAGACAUGAUCCUAGUUGCGUGCAUUAGCUUCCUGCCAUGCGAUGUACAAGUUCUCCGACAGAGUUUCCGAUAUUAAGGCUUCU